Manihot esculenta (cassava) is the source of this 1351-nucleotide messenger RNA. RefSeq names its product exopolygalacturonase clone GBGE184. Gene Ontology annotation, biological process: carbohydrate metabolic process. The record is from RefSeq and is a predicted model, not a curated record. Lineage: Eukaryota; Viridiplantae; Streptophyta; Magnoliopsida; Malpighiales; Euphorbiaceae. Gene Ontology annotation, molecular function: polygalacturonase activity. The coding region runs from base 1 to 1218 and encodes 405 amino acids. The transcript is spliced from 5 exons.
AUGGCCAUAACAAAGAAACUCUUGCCAAAUGCCAUUCUUCUCUUUUGCGUAGCGUUGGCCUCUUGUGAUAAGCGCAGUUCCAUACGCCCCGGUCGUAGAAGAUACUCCAAUGAAAAAAUCUUCAACGUCGUACAAUUUGGUGCAAAAACUGAUCCAGAAAAGGAUAAUGCACUAGCUUUUAUUCAGGCAUGGAAUGCUGCAUGCAACUGGAAAGGGAAGGCAAGGGUACUUGUCCCGAAGGGGGCUUUCGUAGCCUCUUCCAUGGUUUUUGGCGGACCAUGCAAAAAUAAAGCUCCCACUGUUUUUCAACUUGUAGGAACUCUCAAGGCAGUAUCAAAUUUGAGCAGCUAUGCAGAAGAUUUUUGGAUGAUAUUCCGAAAUGUAAAUGGCUUGGUGAUUACUGGAACUGGCACCGUCGAUGGCCAAGGCCCUAAUGUAUGGAAAUAUAACGAUCACGGAGACGGAGGCAGAGUUUUUCCAGCAUCCAUUAAGUUCCAUCGUGUGAGAGAUGGAGUUAUAAGGCAAGUCAGUUCUGUUAACCCCAUGGGAUUCCACAUCGGGAUUGUUCUCAGCAAGAAUAUUACAGCCAAAAGUCUCCAUUUAACAGCUCCUGAAGAUAGCCCCAACACUGAUGGUUUCCAUAUCAGCCAAUCCAAUCAAGUUAAAAUAGCUACAAGUGUCAUUGCUACUGGAGAUGAUUGUGUCGGAAUGAUUCAAGGAAGUACCGACAUUAGCAUCAAGGAAGUGACCUGUGGUCCCGGACACGGCAUCAGUAUUGGUAGUCUUGGGAAGUACCCAGAUGAGAAGGAUGUGAAAGGCAUCCUUGUGACAAACUGCACGCUAAGGAACACCGAAAAUGGAAUCAGAAUCAAAACAUGGGCAGGAUCACCUCCAAGCCAAGCAACAGCCUUGACUUUCCAGGACAUCGUUAUGCAUAACGUUAGAAACCCCAUCAUUAUUGAUCAGUCCUACGGAUCUAACUCAAAUAAGCCAUCAAAGGUACGGAUCAGCGAUGUUAAAUACAUAAACAUCAAGGGAACCACAAGCUCAGAAGUUGGAGUGAAUUUUGAGUGCAGCAAGCAGUUCCCCUGUCAAAGAGUUCAUUUGGCAAACAUCAAACUGGAAUAUACAGGUGAUAAAAAACAAGCUCUCUCUGCUACAUGCCAAAAUGCAAGAGUAAGCUACGCAGGCAUUCAAUUCCCACCGCCGUGCCGAUGAGGGCCUAACUUGGCAGUCUUAAGCAUCGUUUUUAUCACUUGGUAGAGCUGACGUGCAACGCGAUGGAGCUUUUGGAUCUAAUAGAAAUUAAUUUUACAUACACUUCAUAAGCAUCAUUGCAAAAAUAUUUUUG